Molecule: messenger RNA, 198 nt
Organism: Helobdella robusta
Lineage: Eukaryota; Metazoa; Annelida; Clitellata; Rhynchobdellida; Glossiphoniidae
Exons: 2
Biological process (GO): cell differentiation; regulation of transcription by RNA polymerase II; anatomical structure development
Molecular function (GO): RNA polymerase II cis-regulatory region sequence-specific DNA binding; nuclear receptor activity; zinc ion binding
Source: RefSeq, a predicted model, not a curated record
UGUGCUGUGUGUGGGGACAGAAGCUACGGCAAGCAUUACGGUGCUUUUUGCUGCGAUGGCUGCAGUUGCUUCUUCAAGAGAAGCAUCAGGAAAAACGCCAUCUAUAUGUGCAUCGGAAACGGUCAUUGUGAAGUGGACAAGGCUCGUCGCAACUGGUGCCCUAGGUGUCGUCUUAUCAAAUGUCUGCAGGUCAACAUG